CUUCUCUUCUCUCAAGGCUCCAAGAUGUCAUCCAUCAGCUUCUUGACAUGCAUCUUCAUGCUUUUCAUUCUCGGAGCAGUAUCCAAACCUCUCGACGACCUCUCCACAAACUCGUCCCUGGUUGAGCGAGCUCUACCUCCCAUCCGCCCCAAGGACCCAAAACGAGGCCACUCAUUCCACAACACAGACUACCUUCAGAAAUGGGGCGGUGCUGGAAGUCAGGUCUCAUGGGCUUACAACUGGGACUCGUCCAUGCCUUCAAGCUUUCCAAAGAACCUCGAGUAUGUUCCCAUGUUGUGUUGUGGAGUAAUGGUGCAGAUCAUACUAGACAGUGGGUCACAAACGCCAACGCUGCCAUCGCUCGUGGAUCCUACCACCUUCUCUCAUUCAACGAGCCAGACCGUUGUGCAAGCGGAGGGUCUUGCAUGUCGCCCAAAGAUGCAGCGAACGCUUACCGCACUUUCAUGGUCCCGUUCGCUGGACGAGCAUAUCUUGGAGCACCAGCUGUGACAAACGGACCAUCUGGGAUGAAAUGGCUGAAGGAGUUCUUGUCGCUUUGCACGGGCUGCCAUAUCGACUUUGUCCCUAUUCAUUGGUAUGACUCUGCUACCAAUGUUGGGUACUUUAAGAACUACAUUGCGGAUGCUCAUGCGGUUGCUGGGCAUGACUUGUGGAUUACUGAGUUCAACGGCUCAGGCAGUUCCGCUGAAAAGGAAUCAUUCCUUCGUACUGUGAUCCCAUGGCUUGAUGCUCAGUCGUACAUCACGCGCUACUCUUGGUUCUGGUGUGACGCGAAGUCUACUUUGGGAGCAAUCGUGGACAAGAAGGGAAAUCCGACGAGCCUAGGGAUAGUGUAUGGCUAUCUGGCAUUUUGAUGGCUUGAACACCUACUGGUUGCUGGACGUUGCUGCCCUAUUGGUGAAUUGUGC
Messenger RNA from Cadophora gregata, 929 nucleotides. RefSeq lists its product as uncharacterized. The record is from RefSeq and is a predicted model, not a curated record. The transcript is spliced from 3 exons. NCBI's taxonomy places the organism in Eukaryota, Fungi, Ascomycota, Leotiomycetes, Helotiales, Ploettnerulaceae. Gene Ontology annotation, biological process: fungal-type cell wall polysaccharide metabolic process. The coding region runs from base 201 to 875 and encodes 224 amino acids. Gene Ontology annotation, cellular component: fungal-type cell wall.